Messenger RNA from Ilyonectria robusta, 1546 nucleotides. RefSeq lists its product as uncharacterized. The transcript has a single exon. The coding region runs from base 77 to 1387 and encodes 436 amino acids. Lineage: Eukaryota; Fungi; Ascomycota; Sordariomycetes; Hypocreales; Nectriaceae. The record is from RefSeq and is a predicted model, not a curated record.
GUCGCGAAAUUCUCGAGCACGUUGCAGUUUUAACCCGACCCUGAGAAUCGAAACUGAGCCUCGGACUCUUGGUGCAAUGGAAUUGAAGCCGGGCUUCACAAAGAACUCUCCACCAGAGGUGCAGAUCAACAUCACUCACCAUUACUCAUCAAAGACGUACACUUGCGGUUCUGCAGUUAUCGGCAUCGUCACUGUCACUCCACGAAAAGAUACCCCCUUCGAACGAAUCCGCAUAAGCCUACUUGGGACGGCGCGUGUAACAUGCUAUGGCGUCCAAUCUCCAAACACAGCUACUCAUUACUUCCUUCGCACAGACAUGCCGCUUCCCGCAUCGACCUACCCGGACUCUAUGAUCUUUCGAAGCGGCAACACAUACCCUAUCCCCUUUCAUUUUGUCAUCCCAGAUCGGCUCAGCACCAAUGCCUGCGCUCAUCGGGUCGAAUCGCACCACAUUCAACCUGCUCACACUCGUUUACCUCCAAGCAUGGGUGAUUGGGAGAGACACCACAUGGGCCCACGCACAUCUGAGAUCGAGUACAGCAUCCAUGCGAGCGUCGUUGCGCUCUCUGAACCUCGCAAGAGGGGAUCAAGAACGAUGUGGAACAAGCAUGUGAUUAAUGUGCUGCCAUAUUUUCCUGAAGAUCCCCCACUCAACAUCACCAAGUUAAACCUCCAAUAUGCUCUUGAAAAGUCAAAGAGAAUAAGAAAAAACAUUUUCUCGGCACCGGAAGGGCGCAUAGGCGCAGUUGCAGUGCAGCCGAAGGCUAUUGGUCUCGAUCCCGAUGGAUCUGACUCGAGUGAAUCUACACUCUGGAUGAACCUGACAUUCGAACCACAAUCUCCCGAUAUCCCUCCUGUGGCGAUUAAAAACAUCUCUGCAACCCUUCAGAUACAGACUUGGUCUCGGCAAACGCCAAAUAUCGCGUUUCCUAACCUAGGCCUCUUGCGCGAUGCGUACACAGAUCACAUUUCUCUCAUUUCCCGUCAAGAGGUCCAGGCAUACUGGAUGCCGUCUACCAAGGAAACAGGGCCGGGUCUCGAGCACAGCUCGCCAAUCUCAUAUUCAUCAGCUGUCAGGGUUCCCUUCAAACUCCCCACGUCAAAAAAGGUCUUCCUUCCAACAUUUCACACAUGUUUGGUUUCCCGGACGUACAAAAUCGACAUAGUCCUGGCUGUUGGAAAUACAAGCCUCCGUUUUACUGUACCCAUUCAAGUUACGAUGGAACACAGAGGAGAUAAAAUCAGAGAUCCUACUCACGCUUGCCACUUGGAAAGUACUGGAAUAAGCCCAGGCUUAGGGAUGAGGGAGAGUUCUUGCUUGGAAGACUUGUGGCCACUUGUUUCCAGACCCUCCAAUGAUGAUGUCCUGCCAAGUUAUUCUGACUAAGAAUUGUAUGCAGUGAUACAGUAGGCUGUCAGUAAAACCACUUGAAGUAUCUUGCAGUUGUGAGGCAGUCACAAUGAUACGUGCUAGUUGGAUGAUAACUGAAUAAAAUACAAAUCUUAAUAACAGUCAUGAAGUCUUAUGCUAGACGGUGAAAUAGAG